Molecule: messenger RNA, 3268 nt
Organism: Solenopsis invicta (red fire ant)
Lineage: Eukaryota; Metazoa; Arthropoda; Insecta; Hymenoptera; Formicidae
Gene: Hex110
Product: hexamerin
Exons: 7
Coding region: 50-3136 (1028 amino acids)
Source: RefSeq, a predicted model, not a curated record
CGCAUCGCUCGGUAGACAGCAUGCGGCAAACGGCAUUAACAGCAUCACAAUGAGGUGCGCAAUCGUUCUACUGGCUCUGGCAGCUUUUGGUGCAGCUCUACCCCAACAGCAGCAGAAACAACAUGCUGCUAAUCAAGAUCUUUUGAAGAAGCAACAAGACUGCAUACUGUUGCUGCAACAGAUUACCCAAGAAAUCCCAAAUGAGCAGCUGCAUAAUCUUGGUACUACCUACGACAUCCAAAACAACUAUCAACAAUAUGAGAAUCCAAUCCUCGUCAGAUAUUAUGUAGGCGCUGUACAAGCCGGUUUGGUUCAGCCAAAAGGCACCGCUUAUUCAAGUUCUAUCAGUCAGCUUCGUAAAGAAGUUUCUUUCCUGCAUAAAAUCUUAUUAAGCGCCAAGAAUUACCAGACAUUCUUAGCAACCGCUGCAUGGGCCCGUGUCCAUGUUAAUGAAGAACAAUUCAUCAAGGCUUUCAUUGGAGCCGUUCUUCUGCAUCCAGAGACGCAAGGUAUCAUCCUGCCGCCUCUGUACGAAAUCAUUCCCCAUUACUAUUUUGAUGCUAGGAUCAUCCAAGAAGCUCAGAAUAUUGUUGCACAAGGUGUUGGUUAUAAUCAAGUUGUAUUACCUGUUAACUAUUCCGCCCUCUUGUCCGAUAGUGAACAACAACUUUCCUACUUCUCGCAAGAUGUCGGCCUUGCUAACUACUACAGUUAUGUAAAUCUUGCUGGAUACUUGUUGGAGCAUCACGGACAGCAAACGCCUAGACCUUAUCAACAACAAGGCAUCCAGAAUCAAGAAGGUCAUAUUGGUCAGGGAUCUAUUUAUUAUUAUCUUCACCAACAACUGCUGGCUCAUUACGAACUAAAUCGUCUCUCAAAUGGAUUGGGUCCAAUCCAUGAUACCGAUUAUGUCAACGUACAAGCGCCGUAUCAGCCACACAUCCGUUAUCUAAAUGGACUUGAAUUCCCUGGACGUCCUCAAAAUCUGCAUCUCAGCCCCUACAGGAAUCAUCUUAUCCAAACUGUCAGGAAGAUUGAACAAAGAUUGUGGGAAGCUAUUGACUCUGGACAUGUUAUCACUCCACAAGGCGCCUUUCUCUCGCUUUAUCAGCCGCAAGGUUUAAACAUUCUUGGAGAAAUCAUUCAAGGAACUGGCAGAAGCAUUAACCCCAGGUAUUACGGUAGUCUUCAAGCCGCUGCGCGUCAACUUCUCGGCAACGCUCCCGAAGUUCAGAAUAUCUAUGAUUAUACUCCUUCUGUUCUCGAAUUGGGAAAUGUUGCUGUUCGUGAUCCAGCUUUCUAUCAACUCUUCAAAAAAGUUAUCCACUUAUUCAAGCAUUAUCAGAACUCUUUGCCAGCGUACCAGUACAACGAUGUAUAUUUACCUGGUGUUAGUAUCCAGAACGUUCAAAUCAGUCCACUGGUUACUCUCUUCAACAACUACUAUGUCGAUCUCGAUGGAGCUACUGCGCAACCAAAUGUUCAACAACAACAACAACAACAAGAGCAGCAGCAGCAGCAGCAGCAGCAGCAGCAGCAGCAACCGCAACAACAACAGCAACAUCAACAGCAACAACUACAGCAACAACUACAGCAACAACUACAGCAACAACAACAGCAACAACUACAGCAACAACAACAGCAACAACAACAGCAACAACAACAGCAACAGCAGCAACAACAGCAACAACAGCAACAACACAUCAAGGCUCAAGUGAAGAGAUUAGACCAUAAACCAUAUGAGUAUCAAGUUACUGUCCAGAGCGAGCGGAACAUUCCUGGUGCCGUUGUUCGCGUCUACUUGGGACCAAAAUAUGACUACUAUGGCAAACCAAUCAGCAUCUCUCAACACAGACACCAAUUCGUAGAACUCGACCAAUUCACAACUGACCUUCAACAAGGACAGAAUGUGAUUGUUAGACAAUCGCAACAAGCACCAGGUUACAGCUUCGACUAUCCGUCUGUUCAGGAAAUCAAGAAGGGUGUCAACAACGCUGUUAAUGCUCAAGAACCGUAUUAUAUCACCGAGCCACACCAGAUCUUCGGUUUCCCAGCUAGACUGGCUCUUCCUAAGGGUCAAUAUGGUCAAGGAUUCCCAGUUCAAUUGUUAGUUGUGAUUUCUCAGCCAGGACAACAAAACGUAGGAUAUGGACCGGUUGUUCCGGAACAGUAUCAGACUUAUCAACAUUAUCAAGUAAUUGGUACUGAAGACUACCAGCAAAUCCAACAUCAAGGCAAAGUAGUCGGUGUGCAAGAAAGUGUAGAAGUUGUACCAGAAAGUCUGCCAAUUAGUCAGCAAGAAAAUCAAGUUGUAAGGAACUCUUACGCUAACCUGUAUACUCAACAUCAUGGACAGUACCCGUAUACUCACUCCCACUAUCAAGUAGGUCAAGGACAGGUCUAUGGACAAAACGUCUACGGUGUGCAUGAACAGUACUAUGGACAUCAAGGACAACAGGUACAACAGGGACAACGGGGACAACAGGUACAACAGGGACAACAGGGACAACAGGUACAACAGGGACAACAGGGACAACAGGUACAACAGGGACAACAAGAACAUCACGGACAAUAUCAAGGACAGCAGCAUUGGAGUCAAGGUGUCUAUCAUGGACAGCAUCAGCAGCAACAGUACCAACACGGCCAAAGCACGAUAAGAGUCCAAGGCGGCGUACCAACUGGUGUAGAUAGUUCGCAGCACGGUAUCCAUGGAGUACAAGGAGUGCAAUCAGACAUGCAAGGUGUCCAAGGUGUACAAUACUCUGGAAUACAUGGAAACCAAGGCGUUCAGUCUGGAAUCCAGGGCAAAUAUCACGUUACUUAUCAAGGACAAAGUCAACAACAGCAGGGACUCGGUGGAGAAUAUAUCGGUAGCGGACAAUACCACGCCGGUGGUUUCCAAAAUAUCUUGAAUCAGGGUCAACAAACACAAGAGGCAUACGUUAGCAAAUAUUAUCAGAAUAAGCACAUCUCUGAAAUCAUCGGUGGCGCUAUCUCUCUCGACGGUAGACCUCUUGGUUACCCAUUGAACAGACCCUUGACGCAAGGUGCCCUUUCCGUGCCUAAUAUUUAUGUUCAGACCGUCUACGUUCAUCAUGAAGGCCAACCCACCAACGAAGUGUACUACAAUCACUAAAAUGUUCCUAUAAAUCAAAUAUAAUUGAUGUAUAACAUCGUUAGAUAUAACGAUGCUCGACCGAAAGUUAUUUUUUGUUUAAUGACACAAAAAAACUCAAUUUAUUGUAGCAAAUGCAAUAAAAAAUUGCCC